Molecule: messenger RNA, 9985 nt
Organism: Acipenser ruthenus (sterlet)
Lineage: Eukaryota; Metazoa; Chordata; Actinopteri; Acipenseriformes; Acipenseridae
Product: rho guanine nucleotide exchange factor 18-like
Exons: 31
Coding region: 191-4801 (1536 amino acids)
Biological process (GO): small GTPase-mediated signal transduction
Molecular function (GO): guanyl-nucleotide exchange factor activity
Source: RefSeq, a predicted model, not a curated record
UGUCGCGGAAGUGUUUCAGGAGCCAGUUAACCCAACAGCGUUUCCAACGUACUCUUUAAAAGGACCCUCGUUUAUCCUGGGGAACUGCACUUCUGAGAGAGAGUUCCUGAAGACUGCUGCCUCCGACUGCAAGCCAUGCUCCCACGAGUUCUCCAGCGUGCCAGGGACGGGCUGUGUGUCCCCGGAGUCCAUGUCCCCCCCGUCCAUCGCAGAGGACGUCUUCUUCGGCAUGACUGAGGAAAAGGAUGACUCUUCAGGUGAUACAGAUUCUGAGGACCACACUCUGGAUCUCAACAGCAGCAUCGAGGACCUUCUCUCGCUAAACCCCUCCCUUCAGGGGACAGAAUAUUUCAAAGACCUGGAGAUCCAUCUUACUGGAGGAACCAACGCCAUGCAGGAAAUGACCACGUCUGUGAACAGCUGCCCGUGCAACAAGCCACAGAAGAACAAUGGACGCUGUUUCCAGCACGAUAACGGCAGUAACUCUUGCCCGGGCUCCUUGUCUUAUCAAGAGAGUUCCAAGGGCACCAGGGAACCCCUGCAAACCACGGACACACAGGAUUUAUGUGCCCACGCUGACAGACAAGGUGAUUGCUCUCUCGUCAAUACAGUUAAAUACCUGGGGGACUUGGACGACAAGGUGGAUAAAGACACUGAGCCUGAGACAUUCCCAAUACUUCUGAGGACUUUGUCUAGCUCACGGAGACACAGUUGGGAAUACCCUGUAUCGCCAGUGGACCCAGGGAAAAGGUUUAGCCUGGAUGCGUCUGCCAUGGACAGCGAUGGGGAGCAAGGGGACGCAGACCCAUCUCAGCUGACAGAGUCCUUCACCUUACCAGAGGGAGGCCCAGCGGGACCGAUCAACACUGCAGAAGAAAAAGAUCCCCCGCAGGAGUCUCCCAACCCCAAAGCAAAGGAUGGAUCGGACCUGGAAGAUGCUAGCAAAAGGCUCAGGUCAAAGUCGGUGGUGCAUUUGUCAGAAAAAGUUGGUACGGUCCGUCUCUCUCGAAGUCUCGAGGAUUGGUUUCCAGCUCCUGAAGGAACAGAACAAAAAGCCAGAGAGGAAAGUGAAACAACUCCCGAAGAGCAGAAUCGCAUGCUGAUGGUAACACAGGUGUUGCAAGAACUAAAGCAUUACCACGGAGCAAAGCAGAGGCAGAAGACAGAAGGAAAAGCAUCAUCUUCACAAAACCUGACCUGGUAUGAAUUUCUCUCUAAUGCAAAUGAAGAAGAGGACAAGACAGACAAAGUGGAGAAAGGAACCAAAGUGAAACGAAGGCUGAGCUCUCUGAGGAGCAGAGUAGCAGGCUCCUUUCAGAAAGACAAGGGUAAGAAUCGAGAAAAAGAGCAGCAAAAGGAAAAAGAAAAGGAAAGGGAGAAAGAGAAGGAAAAAGAGCCAAAAGAAAAGAUGCGAAUGAGAAACGGGCACCAGCUGGUGCCGGGCACGUUCUCCAGCUGUACCACGUGCACGCUGUGCAGCAAAACACUGCAAAGGAAGCCUGGGCUUCAGUGCAUGAACUGCGGCGUGAAUGUCCACAAGAGUUGCAAGAACCUGCUGGGUGAAUGCAGCAGCAGCAGCAGCAGCAGUAAACUCAAGAGAGAUUCCCUGAGAAACCCGACUCCCGGGUCUCCGCAGAGCACAGGACACAAUCACAGUCAAGCCGGCUCGUUUCUGAAGGAACAGUCACGGAGUGCCGUCUCGGGUCCUGAUGGCUCCUGUGCUUCCUCGCGCAGUCCAGGCAUGACCAUCACACAACGGGGAAGCAACACUCAGCUCACAACCAGCACCGCUGCUAACCACGCCAAUACAUACGGAUCAAUCACAGGAGAGAUGGAAGAAAUAGAUGGGUUUAUAAAACUAAAGCAACAGUCAGAAGAUGCUGUCUCUCUGGCUCCGUCCACAGCGGAGUCCAUUGUAGUUGAAGAUGCACAAUAUGCAUCUCUCAGGGGGGAGCUGGAAUUAGAUGCCCAGGAUAUUGAAGCAGAAUCGUGGAGCCUGGCUGUCGACCCAGCGUACUUAAAGAAACACCCGAAGGAGGCGGUGAAGAGACAAGAUGUUAUACAUGAGUUGAUCCAGACUGAGAUGCACCACGUCCGGACGCUGAAGAUCAUGCUGAACGUCUACGUGCGAGGAAUCAGGGAGAACCUGCAAAUGGACGACAGCAAGGUGGAGAAAAUCUUCCCUUGCGUCGAGAACCUCCUGGAAAUCCACAGACGGUUCUUAUCCCGGCUGAAGGAAAGGCGGAAAGAAUCCUUGGAGGAAGGGAGCGACCACAACUACGUCAUUCACAGGAUAGGAGAUAUCCUGGUGUCAGAGUUUUCUGGAGAGAUUGGAGAGAGAAUGAAGGAAAGCUAUGGAGAUUUUUGCAGUCAUCACAGUGAAGCCGUCAACUAUUAUAAAGAACUGCUACAGAAUAACAAAAAGUUCCAGAACUUGAUUAGGAAAAUUAAUAACCUUUCUAUAGUAAGGAGACUAGGAGUGCCGGAGUGUAUCCUGUUGGUCACUCAGCGCAUCACAAAGUAUCCUGUAUUGGUGGAAAGAAUUAUACAGAACACGGAAGUUGGUUCAGAAGACCACGAGGAGCUGACCCGAGCUUUGGGCCUUAUUAAAGACGCCAUCACACAAGUAGAUGCCAAAGUCAACGACUACGAGAAUAAAACUAGGCUUAAAGACAUUGCCAGCAAAAUGGAGCCCAAAUCUUCUGGGAAAUUCAAAGACGGGCGCUUAUUCGGCAAGGAGGAGAUACUGAAGGGGAGACGACGGCUCUUGCAUGAAGGAAUGGUUUAUUGGAAAGCUGCUUCGGGGCGUCUUAAAGAUAUUCUGGCUGUGCUUCUUACUGAUGUACUUUUGUUAAUACAAGAAAAGGACCAAAAAUAUACAUUUGCUACUGUGGAUAGCAAACCGUCGGUGAUCUCCCUGCAGAAGCUAAUUGUGCGAGAAGUGGCCCACGAGGAGAAAGCGAUGUUCUUGAUAUGUGCCUCCUCAGCAGAGCCAGAGAUGUAUGAAAUUCACACCACCUCCAAAGAGGAGCGCAACACCUGGAUGAACUUGAUCCGCCAGGCGGCAGAAAGUUGUCCUGAUGUAGAGGAAGGAGUUUCAAGUGACCCGGAGGAAGAACGCAGACUGGCUGAGGCACGAGCCCUUAAAUUAAAAGAAUUCCAAGAGCGCCUGAUUUCUAAAGACAGACAGAUUGUGCAGAGCCUCAGUGAGAAGCUGCAGAUCUUCACUGAGAUCUCAGAGGUGAUGAGCGGGCUUGAAGACUCGACUCAGGGGGCCCGCUCCCGGCUGCUGGUGCGUGGAGACCCCUCUGACACGCUGCUGGGGGAGCAGCUUCUCAAGGAUGCCAUCGCUGAAGUUGAAAAUCUUCAGAACCUGCUGAUUUCCCAUGGGAGGGAUGUGAGCUGGCAACCUGAAGACGGGCUGGGGUCCUCAGGGUUACCACGGCGGGCAGAGACGUUUGGAGGAUAUGAAUCCAGUCCCACCGUUAUGAAUAAAAAUGGCAGCAUGAAGAAAAAGUCUUACACUGUGUCUUACACUGGGGAACACAAGCUGAGAGAAAGGAGAGGCCAGCUGACAAGCUGUGACCCCGAGCUGCAGGACCUGUGGGGCGAUGAAGGAGCACAACAAAUGGCUGAUGAAGUACCAGAAAAAAGUUGGCAUAAUGUGUGGAGCCCUCCCUUUCACGAAUCGGAGUUUAUUCAGAGUGUGCAGACCUUGUCACAGCUGCUUUACAGUCUUCAGGCCAUCAUUGCGCAACAAGACAGCUACAUGGAGCUCCAGCGUGCAUCGCUGCCGGACCGGGACAGGCAGAACCGGCUGCGGGGCAACGGGCUGCUGGAGCAGGAGAAGCAGCGUAACUUCGAGAAGCAGCGGGAAGAGAUGGCCAACUUCCAGAAGCUGCAGAGCCAGCUGCGUCUGGAGCAGCAGCGCUGGGAGCGCGACCGGGAGAAGCAGCGGCGGCUGGCCGAGGUGGAGGAGGAUAGGCUGAAGGGGCGCGAGGAGGAGUGCCGGCAGCUCCAGGAUCGGCUCCGGAUGGAGCACGAGGAGCUGGAGAAGCAGCGGGAGAAGUACCAGCAGGACCUGGAGCGUCUGCGGGAGUCCACGCGGACCGUGGAGAAGGAGAAGGAGCGGGUGGAGCAGCAGAAGUAUAAUCUGAGGAAGCUCAAGACCAUGUCCUUUGCACCAGACACGUCGCAGGGCCAUAACCAGAGUCAUUCCAUCAGUUUUAAUGGAGAUGGGUUCCUGAACAGCGAAGGCGCCCUUCAGCUGCCUGUGAAGCCACAGGGCCGUUCAAGUCAGUCUGUGGCAGGGGCAGAUUACAUGCAGCGGCCCGAAGUCUUACUGAGGCGAGAGAACAGCACGGCAGAGUCCCGGCCCUUGCUCCCCAUCAAGUCCGAGGUGCCCAUCCACCUGAUCAGCACCACCAACCAGCUCCACAAGCAGACUGGCGUGCAACAACGCAUCCCCACCAAGCUGGCCCUCCUCUCCUCCAAGGGUAAAGAGAAGGGCAGCAGAGGCAAGGGAUCCCACAGGACGGAAAGCGCAGCUGCAGACCUGAGGCAGUUGCUACCCCUCAGACUGUCUGGAAAGGAGGAUGGUACUUUAAAAACCAAGAGGUCUUGUAGCCCAAACCAAAACUUCCAACAAGAACCAGUAAGCCCUCCAGACAACCAUUCCGAUGCCACUCAUCUGUCCCCACACGGUAUGCAGAAACAGAACAGCCAGGGAUCGCUGCAGACCCCCUCCCCACAGCCCAGCAUCGCCGAGGAGAUGACCAAGGAGGACGUCAUCUUUUUCUAAUCUACCCUCAGGAGAGAGAUUUAUGGACAGCUGGUUGCACAUUAGAAAGAUAGGCAUUGAACAUAAUUUAGCUACUGGGGGGGAGUAAAAGGUGGUUUAUUUUAAAAAUUAAGGUACUUUUGUUUUUAAAUUGCAAGGAAUGUAUUUUAAUUUUGCCAGUAACCUGUGUUUAUAAUUAACCGAGUGUAAUUUUAAUCCUGAUCGAUAGCCCAUAGAUGUAAUUACCCCUGUGAUUCGUUACAUGAAGAGAUUCGAUUUAUCAUUUUUUUAAUGGUUUAUUUACUUGCAUUUCCAAAGACCAAGACUUCCUGAUGCAACCGAAACAGGUGGCGUUAGCGCUAGUUGGCUCUGUAGGAAGUAUUUGAAAUAUUUUUUAAAACCCACUUGACAGUGAAGCAUUAAAACACUGCUGUGAGGAGUUGUUGUUGUUAAAUACAUGUUCUGCACUAGUAAUCGUUCUCAAUAACUGGGGAGGAUCUCAAGGAAAGUACGUGCAGUAAGAAUACGUUACCCGAUAAGCGCUAUGCUUGGAGAGCCACACUUAUUCAUAUAGCAGACAACAGUCACACUGAACAUAAAAAGGGCAGCAGCACCACAUUGUGAUUUUGCUCUGAAAUUUGGUAAAUCCGCUUGGGUUAGCCUACAUUCAGUCAAGCACCCAGUGGAAAGCUGUGAUUUGGAUUCGGCAACACUCUUAUUGGUCUGCAUGACAAGCCUUAGUCGAGGGACAGUUGAAAGGCGUACAGGUUUAGUGGAUCGGUCAUGCUGCUUUUAAACUUUAAGUGCUUAAUCAGCCUCACAAUGCCUGACUACUACUAGAUAUUAUCAACGACUUGCUGUGACCAGCUUCAUUUCCCAACCUGUCCUCAAGCAAGCACUUGUGGGACCAGCUUGGGAGACCAAGUCUAAACAGACACUCCACUGGCACUCCCAGGGUGCAGUAUAUUCUUAUUCUGGGUGUCUCACUUUGGGGGUCAGAGGCUAAAGCAAUAGUAACAUGUAUCAUUCUAUCACUUACAGACUUUCAAUAAGUACACGGCAUACAGAAGAUAACAAAAAGUACUAUACCGUGAAUUGUAGGUAUCUUUUUAAGAAUAAGUCAUUCCCAAGGCAUGGGUUACCAUGAGAUAAACUGAGGUAACUGGGUUCUUAUUUUGAGUUUGACAAGUGUGUGUAAAGGGUAGGGGGGGGUUCUUUUCAGGACUGCAUUCGUGAAAAUGGAGAUCUGGAAACGGGAGGGGCUUGGUUUGAAAAUUUAAGAGGUGCUGACCUGUAGUUUUACUGUUCUGUAACAAAAUGGUUAUCACAUUGUGUUCUAGCCCAUAUCUAUCUUGCACAAAUCCAGACUGCCACCCCUUACUCACAAUUAUAUGUGUAGAAAUGCGUCAGACUGGCUCUGGGACAGCAAUGUAUUUGUUCAUUGUUUUAAUAAUAUACACACACCACUCCCCUCAACUCAACAGUGUAACUUCAUGCCCAGGUUAUUCAUUUAACUUCCUUAUGAAAAGGCCAACGAUGCUACUGUAUCUGGUUCAAGUUUGCCAAAGCUUUAAUACUUGUUUUUUAUAUAAAUAUAUAUUUAGGUAAUUCUAUUUACAACAUGGGGAGGUGGGGGGAGCUCAACUUGUAGUAACAACCUAAUAUUGCGGUUUAAAGGGUCACUUAAAAUAAAUGUUAUCUCUGUGCAUGUGUUUAAAACAGCAACCCACUGCACAGCUUACAGGUCUAACAGGAAUGCAUUCUAGUAGGGCUGUGAUCACACCCAAAAAAACUUUACGGGACACGGUGGUGCCUAAAUAUUUAUGUGAAAACUGUACAUAUAUUUUUUUCCUUAUUUAUUUUCUCUAAUAGAAUUGUACUUGCAUUUUUUUUAUUGCUCGUUUUUGCUGAUUUUAGUAAGGAUGAGAUUUUUGUUAUUUGAUUACUGAUAGACGAUUGGUAAAUGCAGAAAUGACUGCAAACUUCCUUCAGUCUCGUGCUCCUUCUGCAGAAAAGGCAGCAGCUAUUGUUUUGCUUGUUAUUAAACAAAAAAAAAAUAGUAAUAAAUCAUGUUGAUUAGUCUUAAAAUAUUAAAAGGGUGAUCAGAAUAUACUAGCAUUCGCUACUUAAAGUUCAAACUAGAAACAAAAACUGAUUUGGAUUUGAGGAUUUAUUUUUUUUUUUACCCAAAAAAGUGUUUCUAAACUUUUAGCAGUUCCAGUACUCUGGGUCUUGAAAUGCUUGAGAAUAUAAGCUUGAGACAGUUUUACUGAAGGAAAUUGAACACUUUUUUGUUUUAUCUUUGUAAUCGAAUCAUUCCUUGUGACUGCCAAGGAUAAUAAUGGAGUAUCUUUUAGUUUCAAGAGAACACGCACGCGCACAUACAAAUCUGCUUACAGCACCUUGUUGCAGGUUUAAGCUUUAGUAGUUGUGCCAUUGUGUACUGUCAAUAAAUACUGGCUUUUUUUAUUUUUUUUAUUUGUAUAAAUGCAUUUCUUUUAUUUUUUUAUAUGAACUGUUGAGCACUUUAUAACAUUUCUGCAUAUGAAGUACUGUUCUUGGGGUGCACUCUACAAAAGCUGCAGUUGCAUUUUUAUAUAAAUAAAUAAUAAUAAAAAAAAAACAUGCUAAUGCAACAAGCAGUUUGCUAUUUUUUUUUUAUUUUAUUUUGGUUAUGUAGCUGAAACUGCGCCACUGUCUUAACUGGCUUCUCUAGCUAGUCCCUCUUUUUAUACAAAGAUGGUAUAGUCCUGUGUAUUUCUUACACUAUUUGGAAAAGUUCACAUUUUUUAAAGGGGUGUUACGGAAUAUAUAUAUAUAUAUAUAUAUAUAUAUAUAUAUAUAUAUAUAUAUAUAUAUACCUUUACAUUCAGUAUAUAUGUUGUAAAUAAUGGAGAUUUUCUGUACUGCCAAUUACACUGUAGACACCUAUUUGUAGGUCAUUGUUUGUUUUAAUGCUGUAAAAUGAAAGGGGAAAUGAAUGUUUAAAUACUGUAUUUUGUUUAAUUUGUGCACUUCUUCUGUAUGUCAAUUGUUAACAAAAUCUGUAGCACACCGAACAAUUAUUUUUACAAUUGUGUUAUCCACUGCAUAGAGAACUGCAGAAUUACAAAACCUGCCAUCGAAUGAAAAAAGUGAUUUUAGCAAUUAAAAAAAAAGCAUUUCCUUUGAGAUUCAUGUUUGGUUUAUUGUUUUCUUCUUUCUUCUUUCUUCUGCAUGUUAAUCUCUUCUCCAUCCUCUGGGAUUAUAAAGGACAUUUAAAAGUACACUGUUUAAAUUCACAUUUGCUCCAUAAACCAGUAUUUUAAUUCAAAAGCUUAGUUUUGUAUGUAGCUCUGCUAUUUCUUCUUGCUCAAAGUAUACUGUACAUUAUUAGCAGUUACUUUCCUUGUACAAAUUGUGUACCCUACAGUGGAACAUGGGCUCUGAAAAUCUGACUUCCUUUCAAAUAUUUAUUCAAUACAUUUUGUUUGAAAAGAACACUUGCAUUGUAAUAAACAAGGUGAUUCCAAUAACAACGUACAAUACAGGAGGGGGGAAAAAACAUCAAUACAAAUCUUGUUUGAAUACAGUGUGAAAAGACCCUAAGCUUUUAAACCUGAACCUCUCUCUUUCCCCCCACCCCCCUCCCUCCUCUGCUCUUUAAAAUGUAGUGGUUUGUGUGAUUUUAAUUUGCAAUGGGAUUGGUUCACUUAACCUGGCAGCGACCCAGGCUGAUGUAAUCGGAAUGUGUCCUUCCUUUUGAAGAGUUGAAGCUGAUUUUAUGGGCUGUAUGUUGGUUCUGUUUCAAUUCUUUUUAUGAACAUUUUUCAAAAAUAUAAUUUGCGAUUGAUUACAAAAAAAAGUACAGAACAAUAAUUACAGAACAAACAAAAAUCAUUUGAAUUUCCGUUUUUGAAAUAAUCUGAUGUUAAAUAAUUGAUAGAAUGAGAAUAUAAAAUGUGAACUCUUUAAGGGGUCCUAACAGUGGGGCCCCAUGUUUUUAAAAAGCAGCUCAGUCCACCUCGAUCAUUCUGCAACAGCAUUUCCAAGUGUAAAGUGUGAAGCAUGCGAUGCUUCCACGCUCAGAAAUAUGCUCUCUAUUCCCCUUUCCAGUAUUUUAUAACUAGUUACUUUUAAUAGUAUUGAUGUAUAGCUUAAUAAAAUGAUGAAUUAUUUUUGGUUCUGAAACAUUCAUGAGUCACCUAAGGGAGAUGUAAUAGUAAUUGCAUGGUUUAUUUAAGGUAGGAGAAAAUCGCUCCUCUUUGAAAUGUUACUGAUGUUAAAAAAUGGCUGUAUUAAGAUCCAACACUGUUUAAACAUCAUUGAAAUAGACCACUAUGUAUGCGUUUUACUUGGAGAAGCAGGUUGAUACAGGUAUUCUGGUGCAUGCAUUCCAGGUAAAACAAAUGUAAGGCUGUUUUGUAAUUGUCUGAUACGUAAAAAAAAAAAAAAAAAAAAAAAACCACGUAAAACAAAAACGAUCAUUUCAGGUUUCCAACGUGGGAAGCAAAGAAAGACUGACAAAGCUUUAUUGUUCCGUAGAAAGUCUUAUCGGAAAGGAUUAACAACUGCAUUUCCUUGAUGAUGGCUUUUAUCUGAAAAACUCAUCUGUCAGCAAAUGUCUAAAUAAUGCAUCCUUUGUGAAGAGUGUUUUCUUUAGCAGUCUUGUAACCUUGGGGGGAAAUUGUUUUGCGAUUUUUGAUUAUUUUGCAUUUUUUGAUUGCUUUUUCAAACGGUGCCUUCAUAAACUUUGUGGGUUUGUUACCUAGCAAUGCACAACAGAGCUAAUUUGCAACAACUCUCCCUCCAAUUAUUAAAACUGAACAUUCGUCCCUUUGUAUCAUCUUCCCAAUCCCAAAGUACAAAUAUUCUCAUUUGAAUAAUAGCAUGCUUAAGGGAACUGUCCUUAUAUACCUUUACAUUCAGUAUAUAUGUUGUAAAUAAUGGAGAUUUUCUGUACUGCCAAUUACACUGUAGACACCUAUUUGUAGGUCAUUGUUUGUUUUAAUGCUGUAAAAUGAAAGGGGAAAUGAAUGUUUAAAUACUGUAUUUUGUUUAAUUUGUGCACUUCUUCUGUAUGUCAAUUGUUAACAAAAUCUGUAGCACACCGAACAAUUAUUUUUACAAUUGUGUUAUCCACUGCAUAGAGAACUGCAGAAUUACAAAACCUGCCAUCGAAUGAAAAAAGUGAUUUUAGCAAUUAAAAAAAAGCAUUUCCUUUGA